Messenger RNA from Acanthaster planci (crown-of-thorns starfish), 14167 nucleotides. RefSeq lists its product as uncharacterized. The record is from RefSeq and is a predicted model, not a curated record. NCBI's taxonomy places the organism in Eukaryota, Metazoa, Echinodermata, Asteroidea, Valvatida, Acanthasteridae. Gene Ontology annotation, molecular function: calcium ion binding.
GAUUGGCUCGCUUGCGUCGCGUUAUGUGCGCGCAUGUUCCCAAAAUCUAUCCAUGUUCUCCUAGAUCGACACUCGCGCACAGUAAGAAGACGCCGCAAGUAACAGGGCGGCGGCUUGUCUUGGCCAAUAGCGUCGCGAGAGAACACAAAAGAUACUGGGGUUCCUUUAAUUCGGGGCAGGGCGUGAGCUGCGUGCAGGAAAAGACCGGCACAGUCCUUGAGGAGCGUCUUCGAGGAGCCGACGACAGUUCAUCUCCGAUUGGACUUGGCUGGAAGCAUCCCAGCGAAUUUCUCCCCGAGAAAAGCUUCCUCGCCCUGCAUCGACUCCGGCGGGAAAGCGUGUCAGCAUCAUGGGUCCUCUACUUUUGAUGGCUGUGCUUGCGCUCUUUACAGGCCAAACUCUGUCGCAAGAAAUGUGUGUCACAAAUCAGUGCCAAAAUGGGGAGAAUUGCUACAACCGACCAGUUGAUGCCAUCAGCCCCGAGGGGUACAUCUGUGAGUGUAACCUGCCCUUCAGAGACGGCUACAACUGUGCCAUCGGCCCUGACAACCAAGAGGUCUACACUUGUUUUGGCAGCUCCUGCUUGACGGGGACAUUCACGAGCAAGGACUGGCCCAACGAGUACCCCAGCCGAUACCGCGCCCUCUACCUCCUGUACAUACCUGGUGCCAACGGCAUCAAGUUCACCUUCAAUGCGCCCUUCUCGAUCGAGAUGGAUAAGGACGAGCUGUACAUUGGGAAAGGCCUGACGGUCGACUUUAACCAGCUCCUUGGGACGGACACGGUUGGGCCCGAUGUGCUGUUCUUUGAGGGUGACCAGCUGCCCGGAGAGGCGGUCCUCGAUAACACCGACGUGGCCUACCUCUAUUUCAUCACGGAUAAAAACAUUCAGUUUGCCGGCUUUUCCGUGUCCUUUCAGAUGGUGGACAUUGAUCCUCCGGCUAUCAUCAACUGUCCGUCCGACAUCUCACUGACGACAGAGGUCCCUGAGGGCACGCAGGCCGUUUGGACAGCACCUACGGCCACAGACGCGAGCGCCUUCACCACCACGUCAACCCACGUCCCCGGCCAGCUCUUCCCCCAGGGCCCCACCACAGUGACCUACGUCUUCCGAGACGCAUUGGGAAAUGAGGCCACUUGUUCCUUCACGGUGACGGUCACAUUGAUUGAUGAGCAACCCCCCCAGAUCCAGACCACUACGGAUGACAUCACCGUGACCGUCCCCUUUGGCACAACCGGGACCUCGGUCAACUGGAAUGAGCCGACGGCAACAGACAACCUGGGAACCGUGUUCACCAGCAGAAGCAACGAUCCUGGAAGCUUCUUUCUCACCGGAACGUCUACCCUGGUCACUUACACCUUUGCCGAUACGUUCGGUAAUACUGUAAGCACGUCGUUCACUGUCCAAGUCGUUGAAGAAGCUGAUGCGAUUCCGCCGGUGGUGACCAGCUUUCCAUCAGACAUCACUAUCACCGUGCCCUUUGGAACCACGAGCGCUGUUGUCAACUGGGACGAGCCGUCGUCCACAGAUAACUCUGGCACAUCCACUGCAAGUUCCAACUUGCCCUCCGGAAGCACCUUCCCCGUCGGAACCACGCCCGUCACCUACACCUUCACUGACCCAGCCGGAAACACGGCCACCCAAACAUUCACCGUGAAUAUCAUCAUGCUGCCCGACACUGAGCCACCCAACGUCCUCACUUUCCCCGAGGACAUCACCUUGACCGUGCCAUUUGGAACGACCAGCACUGUGGUCAACUGGACACCCCCAACGGCCAACGACAACUCGGGCACGGUCAACACUGUCUCAGACGUUCAACCAGGAAGUUCUUUCCCACCAGGAGAAACUCAAGUGACCUACACAUUCACAGACCCAGCUGGAAACACUGUGAAUCGUGUCUUGAACGUCAAUGUUGUGGUUCUAUCGGACACCACGCCACCAGUCGUCACCAGUUUCCCAACUGAUGUCACCGUCACAGUGCCUUUUGGAACUGACAGCAUCCCGGUCACCUGGGAUGAGCCCACAUCAACCGACAACUCGGGAACCUCUACCCAGAGUACCAACAUCCCCUCAGGGAGCACUUUCCCCGUGGGUACAACCCCAGUCACAUACACCUUUGUCGACCCGGCCGGUAAUUCGGUGACGCGGACGUUUGAUGUUACAAUCAUCAUGCAGCCUGAUUCUGAGCCACCAUCUGUGCAGACCUUCCCCAAUGACAUCACUGUGACAAUUCCCUUCGGGACCCCCAAUUCCGUUGUCAAUUGGCCCGUGCCAACAGUGACCGACAACUCGGGCACGGUUAGCGUCAGUACCAACCAGGAGCCAGGGACGUCUUUUCCCAUCGGCUCAACUCCGGUGACGUACACGUUCACAGAUCCCGCCGGAAAUACAGUCACGCGUACUUUCACUGUCAACGUUGUAGAACUGCCCGACAGUACUCCACCCUCGGUUAACAGCUUCCCAGGAGACAUCACUAUCACCGUCCCAUUUGGAACCACGGAGACGCCUGUCAGUUGGAAUGAGCCCACGUCAACGGAUAACUCUGGAACCUCAACCCAAAGUUCAAACAUUCCUUCCGGCAGCACCUUCCCUUUGGGAAGCACGCCUGUCACCUACACCUUCACCGACCCAACUGGAAAUUCAGUCACUCGAACCUUCACUGUGAAUGUCAUUAUGCUUGCUGACAACGAGCCACCAUCUGUGCAGACCUUCCCAGAAGAUAUCACCGUGACAGUCCCCUUUGGGACCUCCAACUCUCUUGUCAAUUGGCCAGUGCCAACAGCGACCGAUAACUCGGGCACGGUUAAUGUCAACACCAACCGGGAGCCUGGAGGGUCGUUCCCGGUUGGCUCAACUCCAGUGACUUACACGUUCACAGAUCCUGCCGGAAAUACAGUCACUCGUACUUUCACUGUCAAUGUUGUAGAACUGCCCGACAGUAACCCACCCACGGUUGUCAGUUUCCCAGAAGACAUCACGGUCACCGUCCCCUUUGGAACCACGCAGACGCCUGUCAGCUGGAAUGAGCCUACCUCAACAGAUGACUCUGGAACCUCGACCCAGAGUUUCAACAUUCCUUCCGGAAGCAGCUUCCCCGUUGGCAGCACGCCUGUCACCUACACCUUCACCGACCCAACUGGAAAUUCAGUCACUCGAACCUUCACUGUGAAUGUCAUUAUGCUUGCUGACACCGAGCCACCAUCUGUGCAGACCUUCCCAAGGGAUGUCACCAUAACAGUUCCCUUUGGGACCACCAGCUCUGUUGUCAAUUGGCCAGUACCAACGGUGACUGAUAAUUCGGGCACAGUCAGUGUGAAUUCCAACAGAGAGCCUGGACAGACUUUUCCGGUUGGCACCACCCCAGUGACUUACACUUUCACUGACCCCACUGGGAACACGGUGACUCGCACGUUCAGUGUCAACGUAGUUGAAUUGCCCGACAGUAACCCACCGACAGUUACCAGCUUCCCUAAUGACAUCACGGUCACCGUCCCUUUUGGAACCAGAGAGACACCUGUCAGCUGGAAUGAGCCGACAUCCACAGAUAACUCCGGAACCUCGACCCAGAGUUCUAAUAUUCCUUCUGGAAGUAACUUCCCUGUUGGAAGCACGGCUGUCACUUACACCUUUACCGACCCAACUGGAAACACUGUCACUCAGACUUUCAAUGUUAAUGUCAUUGAGCUCGCUGACACCGAGCCACCAGCUGUGGAGUCUUUCCCCGAUGACAUCACAGUGACUGUUCCCUUUGGAACCACCAGCUCUGUUGUCAAUUGGCCGGCGCCAACGGUGACAGAUAACUCGGGCUCAGUCAGCGUCAAUUCCAACAGGGCGCCCGGAAGUUCGUUCUCUCUCGGCACAACCCCGGUGACUUACACUUUCACCGACCCCGCCGGCAAUACAGUCACUCGCACUUUCAACGUCAACGUUAUGGAAUUGGCUGACAAUGUCCCACCCGUGGUGACCAGUUUCCCACAGGACAUCACUGUCACUGUUCCGUUUGGGACCACAGAGACUCCCGUCACCUGGGAUGAGCCCACCUCCACAGACAAUUCCGGCUCGUCCUUCCAGAAUCCGUCCAAGCUGCCCGGCAGCAGCUUCCCCGUGGGAAGCACGCCGGUCACCUACACCUUCACCGAUCCAUCCGGAAACACCGUCACCCAAACUUUCACCGUGAACGUCAUUGAACUGGGUGACACCAGUCCACCAGUGGUUCAGACCUUCCCCAAUGAUAUCACUGUGACAGUCCCCUUUGGAACCACCAGCACAAUCGUCAAUUGGCCGGUUCCGACUUCCUCGGACAACUCGGGUACGGUCAGCACAAAUUCCAACCGGGAGCCCGGAAGUUCUUUCCCGAUUGGGACAACUCCGGUGACUUACACGUUCACAGAUCCCACCGGUAACACAGUCACCCGUACCUUCAAUGUCAACGUCAUGGCUCUGCCGGACACCACCCCACCCGUUGUCAACACUUUCCCGCAAGACGUUACUGUCACCGUCCCCUUUGGAACCACGGGGACCGUUGUCAACUGGGAUGAGCCGACGUCCACAGACAACUCUGGAACUUCAACCCAGAGUACCGACAUCCCUUCUGGAAGCAGCUUCCCCGUUGGCAGCACGCCUGUCACCUACACCUUCACCGACCCCGAUGGAAACUCAGUUACCCGGACUUUCACUGUGAAUGUCAUUGAGCUCGCUGACACUGAAGCACCAGUUGUGCAGAACUUCCCCAAUGACAUCACAGUGACAGUUCCCUUUGGAAGUGACAGCACCAUUGUCAACUGGCCGGAGCCGACAGUCACGGACAACUCGGGCACGGUCAACUCCAACUCCAACAGGCAGCCCGGCAGUGUCUUCCAACCAGGAACGACUGCCGUCAUUUACACAUUUACCGACCCCAGUGGCAACACGGUCACACGGACGUUCAACGUCAAUGUCAGGGUUGCAUCCGACAAUAGUCCACCGGUGGUGACCAGCUUCCCUGAUGACAUCACUGUCACGGUCCCCUUUGGAACCAUGGAAGCCACUGUCACUUGGGACGAGCCCACGUCCACGGAUAAUUCUGGAAGUUCCUCACAGAACCCCAGCCGGCCGUCCGGAAGCACCUUCCCCGUCGGGAGCACACCGGUCACCUACACCUUCACGGACCCAUCUGGCAACACGGUCACGCAGACAUUCACGGUCAAUGUCAUCGAGCUCCCUGACAACGAGCCUCCCUCCGUCAUAAGUUUCCCCAGCGACAUCACGGUGACCGUACCGUUCGGUGUCAGCCGCACUCCGGUCAACUGGUCGCCACCAGUGUCCACUGACAACUCGGGCACGGUCAGCGUCAGCAGCAACAGGGAGCCGGGGAGCUCGUUCCAGCCCGGCACGACCACUGUCGUCUACACGUUCACCGACCCCGCAGGCAACACCAUCACGCGAGACUUCGACGUCAAUGUUAUCGUUCAACCCGACACCACCCCACCUGUGGUCACCACCUUCCCAGCUGAUGUCAGCGUCACGGUGCCUUUUGGGAUCGACAGUGCCACGGUGACCUGGGAAGAGCCCACGUCCACGGACAACUCCGGUACCGCCACCCAGGUGGCCUCCAUUCAGUCUGGAAGCAGCUUCCCGCUGGGCACCACGCCGGUCACGUACACCUUCACUGACCCCAGUGGGAACACCGUUGAGCAGACUUUCAACGUCAGAGUCAUUCAGCUGCCCGACGACAUCCGUCCAGUGGUCACCAGUUUCCCAUCGGACAUCACCAUCACCGUCCCCUUCGGCACCACAAGUGCAGUGGCCACCUGGGACGAGCCCACGUCCACGGACAACUCAGGCACCUCAAACCAGAGCGGGUCCAUCCCCUCUGGUAGCACUUUCCCCCUAGGCAUCACGCCGGUCACCUACACCUUCACGGACCCCUCGGGCAACACGGUUACCAUGACCUUCAAUGUCAACGUCGUCAUGGAGUCUGAUAACGAACCCCCAGUCGUCGAUAGCUUCCCCAAUGACGUCACCGUGACUGUGCCGUUUGGCACGUCCAGCACCCCGAUCAGCUGGCCCACCCCGACGGCCACCGACAACUCGGGCACGGUCAGCAUCAAUUCCAACCGGGAUCCGGGCAGCAGCUUCACCCCGGGCUCCACCCAGGUCACCUACACAUUCACCGACCCAUCUGGAAACACCGUCACACGGUCGUUCAACGUCAACGUUGUUGUUCUGCCUGACGGUGUCCCGCCGGUGAUCACCAGCUUUCCCGCCGACGUCACGGUGACGGUGCCGUUUGGCACGACGGGCACCACAGUCACCUGGGAUGAGCCCACCUCAGUGGACAACUCGGGCUUCUCUUUCCAGAACCCCUCCAAGACCCCUGGCAGCUUCUUCCCCGUAGGCACCACCCCGGUCACCUACACCUUCAUGGACCCCACCGGCAACGGCGUGGAGAUGACAUUCAACGUCAACGUCGUCGAGUUGCCUGAUACCGAGCCUCCGGUCAUCGCAACAUUCCCCGAGGACAUCGUCCGGACGGUGCCAUUCGGAACCCUCAGCACCCCAGUCUCGUGGCAGCCCCCGACCUACACCGACAAUUCGGGCACCACAGAAAUCGCCACCAACAUCCAGCCGGGAAGUUCCUUCCUUCCGGGCACCACCCCGGUCACCUACACCUUCACCGACCCCUCCGGAAACAGCGUCAUCCGGUCAUUCAACGUCGUGGUGGUGGUUCUCCCCGACACUGAUCCACCAGUCGUCUUGACGUUCCCCUCCGACAUAACCGUCACUGUUCCCUUCGGGACCGGCAGCACCCCCGUCACCUGGGAUGACCCCACCUCCACUGACAAUUCUGGAUCGUCCUUUCAGAAUCCGUCCAUCACGCCCGGAAGUGCCUUCCCUGUUGGAACUACCCCGGUCACCUACACCUUCAACGAUCCGUCUGGCAACACGGUCACCCAGACUUUUGAAGUGACUGUCAUUGAGCUGCCUGACACUGAGCCACCGUCUGUCGAGACCUUCCCCAGUGACAUCACGGUGACCGUACCAUUCGGCACCCCAUCCACGUUGGUGAAUUGGCCCUUCCCGACUGCCACGGACAACUCGGGCACGGUCAACACCUUCACCAGCAACGAGCCCGGCAGCAGCUUCCCCGUAGGACAGACCACCGUCACCUAUACGUUCACUGACCCCUCUGGCAACACCGUCGCUCGGUCGUUUGACAUCAACGUCAUCACCCAACCGGACUCGGUUCCGCCUUCAGUCACCUCCUUCCCGGACGACAUCACGGUGACCGUGCCCUUCGGAGCCACCGGGACCGUCGUGACCUGGGACGAGCCCACCUCCACAGACAACUCGGGCGUCUCCAUCCAGAACCCCUCCAAGUUGCCCGGCAGUACCUUCCUUGUGGGAUCCACCCCCGUCACCUACACCUUCACGGACCCGUCUGGGAACAUGGUCGAGCGGACCUUUACCGUCAACGUUGUUGAACUGCCGGAUACGGAGCCUCCUGUGGUCACCUCCUUCCCCAGCGACAUCACCGUGACGGUUCCGUUCGGCACGGAGAGCACUCCAAUCACCUGGGUGCCGCCCUCGUCCACCGACAACUCGGGCACCGUGGAGACCAACUCCAAUCGGGAACCGGGAAGCUCCUUCCCACCCGGCACCACCCCCGUCACCUACACCUUCACCGACCCCGCGGGGAACACCGUCGCGAGGACGUUCAACGUCAACGUUAACGUGCUGCCUGACACCCAGGUGCCAACCAUUCUGACGUUCCCCUCGGACACGACCAUCACGGUGCCGUUUGGUAUCGACAGCGCCGUGGUCACGUGGGACGAGCCCACAUCCUCCGACAACUCUGGGGGAACCUUCCAGACUCCGUCCAAGCCCUCAGGGAGCGAGUUCCCCCUGGGAUCGACGCCCGUCACCUACACCUUCACCGACCCGGCUGGGAAUGAAGUGUCCCGCACGUUCACCGUGAAUGUGGUGCAGCUGCCCGACUCAACUCCUCCAGUGGUGACAAGCUUCCCCUCGGACGUCACCAUCACCGUGCCGUUCGGUACCACCGGCACCCCGGUCACCUGGAACGAGCCCACCUCCACGGACAACUCGGGCACCUCCUCGCAGAGCGGGUCCAUCCCCUCUGGCAGCGUCUUCCCCGUGGGCAGCACGCCCGUCACCUACACCUUCACCGACCCGGCCGGCAACUCGGUCACCCAGUCGUUCAUGGUCAACGUCAUCAUGCUGCCUGACACCGAGCCGCCACAAAUCGUGGAAUUCCCCGACGAUAUCACCAUCACGGUUCCGUUUGGCACGGACGAGGUCCCCAUCAACUGGCCUGUCCCGGCCGUCAGCGACAACUCGGGCACGGUCAACUCCAACAGCAACAAGCAGCCGGGGAGCAACUUCCAGCCGGGCACCACCCCGGUCACCUACACCUUCACCGAUCCUGCCGGCAACACCGUCACGCGGACGUUCAACGUCAACGUGGUGGUCGAACCUGACACGUCGGCUCCAGAGAUCAACACCUUCCCAUCGGACAUCACCGUCAUGGUUCCGUUCGGCAGCACGGGCACCACCGUCGACUGGGAUGAACCCACCACCACCGACAACUCGGGGACCUCGAUCCCGAGCAGCAACCUGCCGUCGGGAAGCUUCUUCCCCGUCGGCUCGACGCCGGUCACCUACACCUUCACCGACCCAUCGGGCAACACCAGGACCGAGACUUUCAACGUCAACGUCGUCAUGAUGCCCGACACAGAAGCGCCCGUCGUCCAGGAAUUCCCCGAGGACAUCACCGUGACUGUGCCGUUCGGCUCCGAUAACACCCCUGUCACCUGGCCGCAGCCCACAGUCACCGACAACUCGGGCACGGUUAACAGCAUCACCAACAAGCAGCCCGGGUCUUUGUUCCAGCCGGGCACCACCCCCGUGAUGUACACGUUCACCGACCCGUCCGGCAACGUCGUCAUGCGCACCUUCAACGUCAACGUCAUGGUCCUGUCCGACAAUUCGCCUCCCGUGGUCACCCGCUUCCCGUCCGACAUCACGCUAACGGUGCCCUUCGGGACAGACGAGACGCCGGUCAACUGGCAGGAGCCCACGUCUACUGACAACUCCGGGAGCUCCUUCCAGACUCCCUCGCUGCCGUCCGGUAGCACCUUCCCCGUGGGCAUGACGCCUGUCACCUACACCUUCACUGACCCGUCGGGCAACACGGUCGAGCGCACCUUCACGGUCAACGUCGUCAGGCUGCCGGACAAUGUCUUGCCUCUGAUCGUGGACUCCCCAGAGGACAUCGAAGUCUUUGUUCCCUUCGGCAGCACAGGUACCAACGUCAACUGGUCCCCGCCGACGGCCACCGACAACUCGGGUACCGUCAUCCCCAGUGCCUCCCAGGAGCCCGGCAGCUUCUUCCCGCUGGGCAACACCCCAGUCACCUACACCUUCACCGAUCCCGCCGGCAACAUUGCCACCACCAGUUUCAUGGUGAAGGUGACAGAGUUGCCUGAUACCAUACCACCCAUGAUCACCUCCUUGUCCGAGGACGUGACGGUCACCGUGCCUUUCGGGUCGCCUGGCACCACGGUCAGCUGGCCCGAGCCCACCGCCACCGACAACUCGGGCAGCUUCACCACCACCAAGACCGACGAGCCUGGCUCCUUCUUCCCGACGGGCUCGGUCACUCCAGUCACGUACACCUUCACCGACCCGGCCGGCAACACGGUCAGCACCACCCUCACCGUGCGAGUGGUCGAGGAACCGGACGAGGUCUCCCCCGUGUUCAUCACCUGUCAGUCGGACAUCACCUUUCACGUCCUGACGGGCAAGGCACCCGUGCCUGUCCAGUUCACCGCCCCGACGGCCAGCGACAACUCGGGCUCGGUCAACCUGGUCAUUCGAACCAAGAACCCAGGCGACAUGUUCAACGCCGGCCGCACGGCCGUGGAGUACAAGUUCGAGGACCAGGCUGGCAACUCGGCCUCUUGCACCUUCAACGUUGACGUCGUGGAAGCCAAUCCGUGCUCGCCCGAGCCCUGCCAGAAUGGAGCUGCCUGCGUGCCGGCCACCCUGACCACGUACACUUGCAUCUGCCCAGAUUGUUACUUGGGCGAUACCUGCGAAAUUGCCAUGGACGCUUGUGAGAACAACGCUUGCCUGAACGGUGCCGCCUGCGCGGCCCUGGCCGGCUCCUGCACUCAGUACGAAUGCCAGUGUCCUGCUUGCUACACCGGACAGUUCUGUCAGACCUUUGUUGACAGUUGCGAGAACAACCAGUGUGCCAAUGGAGCUCAGUGUGUCACCAGCCCGGACGACUGCCUGGAGUACACCUGUCGCUGCCCGCCUUGCUUCACCGGACGCUACUGUGACAUUCCCGUCGAUGCGUGCGACAACCACGGAUGCCUGAGCGGCGGUAUGUGCGUCCCGUCCUCCCUCACCACCUCUCUCUAUUCCUGCUCUCAGUACACCUGCUCCUGCACGGGAUGCUUCACCGGUGCACGCUGUGAAAUCCAGCGUGAUGCCUGCAACCCCAACCCAUGCCUGAACGGCGGAGCCUGCUCGUCCCUGCCUGAUUCCUGCUACUCUUACACCUGUCAGUGCAACGGCUGCUUCACGGGCUUCAACUGCGAAAUCCCCAUCCCCUCGCCAUGCGACAACAACCCCUGCCAGAACGGCGGCGUGUGCAGCGAGGUGCAGGGGGCCUGCGGUGCGUACACCUGCGCCUGCCCCAACUCCUUCAUCGGCCUCAACUGCGAAACACCGAUCAGCGAGAAUCCCAACCCCUGCAACAGCUUCCCCUGCAAGAACGGGGCGUCCUGCCUGACCAUGGACUCGGACCACUACAUGUGCCUCUGCACCGGCGACUACGUUGGGCCCAACUGCCAGACCCAGAGAGGCAACGCUCCUCAGCUGGACGCCUGCGGCUCCUUCCCCUGCAUCAACGGAGCGGCUUGCUACAAUAGCUUCAACAGCAACUCGGGAACCAACACGUUCAUCCCACAGUACUCCUGCAUAUGCGCCGACGGAUUCACGGGUACCAACUGCGAUACUGCUACCGGAGAUGCGCCAGCCCUGAACAUCUGCUCCCUCGGGGAGAGGCCACCAUGUCAGCAGGGUGCCCAGUGCUCCAAUGCUUACCACAGCCUGGACCAAGACGUGGAUUACUACUGCGCUUGCCCGGUCGGCUUCAUCGGCCACAACUGCGAGACUCCAAUCAGCGAUCCCUGCGCGAGCAACCCGUGCAGGAACGGAGCCAACUGCAUCGCCUUCAACACGUACUUCAUGUGCGAGUGCUUGCCCGGCUUUGGCGCCAAGACCUGUGAAACCCGCGAUGGUGACACCACCCCACCAUCCAUUAGCAACUGCCCUGCAUCCGUCUACCUCGGCAACAGCGGUUUGUCCGGCCAGACCGUGUCCUGGACCCCACCCACGGCCACUGACGACUCGGGCACGGUGGUCCAGGUCUACGCCUCGCACCAGCCCGACUCGGUGUUCCCUCGUGGCGUCACCCCCGUCACGUACAUCUUCGCUGACCCUAGCCAGAACUACGCACGUUGCGUCUUCUUUAUCAACAUCGAAGAUGGCAGCCCCGUUGCUGACAACGUCCCUCCGACCAUCAACAACUGCCCAAAUGACAUCUCGGUGACGGCUACCUCCGGUGCCAACAUAGCUGUGGUCACCUGGACGGAGCCCACAGCCACGGACAACGCGCCUGGCACUGUCACCCUGCAGUCGCCGACUGGGUCUGGCUCCAGCUUCAAUCUCGGCAGCACGGUGGUCACCUACACGGCCACUGACGCCUCUGGCAAUCAAGCCACUUGCUCAUUCACCGUCACUGUGAAUGCUCCAGAAGACAACACUCCACCAACCAUCAUCGGCUGUCCCACAGGGGCAACAGCCACCGCCUCAGUCGGCGCAAGCUCCGCCCCUGUCACAUGGACUGCCCCGACAGCGACGGACAACUCCGGCGGUCAGGUCACCAUUUCGGCCUCGGCGCAGCCCGGUGACAGCUUCCCCGUGGGAGCCACCACCGUCCUUUACACCUUCACCGAUCCAUCGGGCAACGAGGCCACCUGCUCCUUCAUGGUCGUGGUUAACGCUGUGGAAGGGCCAGACAGGGAAGCCCCGGUCAUCUCGGGCUGUCCAGGUGACCAGUCGGUCAGUCCGGACCCGGGCUCCGACUUUGCCACCGUAACCUGGGUGGAGCCCACAGCCGUGGACAACAGUGGCCAGGAGCCCGGCGAGGCCAAGUCCCACCAGCCUCCCGCCACCUUCCCACGCGACACCAUCACCCGCGUCUCCUACGUCUUCUUUGACAACUCGGGCAACUUCAACACCUGUGCCUUCACAGUUACUGUCUCGGGUAACGGAAACGGAGGAACAACGGACACCACGGACCCCGUCUUCACCAACUGCCCUGACAACAUCGUCUCCUACGUCAACGGUCCGGGUUCCACCGCCAGUGUUGAGUGGUCGGUGCCCACCGCCACGGACAACUCUGGUGUCCCACCCACCGUGACCGGCAGCCUCGCUCCACCCGUGAACCUGGGUGUGGGCUCGACGACGGCCUCCUACACGGCGACGGACGCUGCCGGCAAUCAGGCCACUUGUACCUUCAGCGUCAGCAUCAUACUGGACACGGAAGCACCAACAAUCACCAAUUGCCCAUCUGACAUCACGGAGGUCUUGCCAGCCGGCAGCAGCAGCGUGUCGGUGCCCUGGUCGGAGCCGUCCGCCUCGGACAACUCGGGCUCGGUUUCGGUCACCCGCAGCGACAACCCGAACUCUUUCUUUGCAGCCGGCAUCAAUGUGAUCACAUACACCUUCACCGACCCGGCCGGAAAUGAGGCCAUCUGCUCAUUCACGAUCACAGUCACCUCAGGUAAUAACACUGGCAACCCCUGUGCCAGCAACCCCUGCCCUGCAAACCAGGACUGCUAUUACAGACCCGACCCUCCAGAGUACCUCUGUCUCAAUCAGAGAAACAGGAGAGAUGUCAGCCAAGAUGACUGCAUGUGCCUAAAUGGCGGUGUUUGCAUACCUGACGGUUGGAGCUACUCUUGUGCCUGCCCAAGCAACUUCACCGGUGUCCUGUGCGAAAAGAAGAGAGCGAGCAUGGGUUCCGAUUCGACCAAGCCGCUGACCCCCAUGGAGCUAGAGAUGCACCAGGACCGGGACGGCUCCUUUGAGACGUGGCUGAUGGGGGCCGUGAUGGUUCUGCUGGGCUUUGUCAUUGUCAUUCUGGCCGUCACUGUCAGCCGACUGGCGCCCCGCACCGCCGCAGCCAGGACAGACGCAAUCGACAAGGCUAAUCUGGUCUACUAAAAAGGGCCCCUAGGGACUGUUUUGUGUAUUUAUAUUUUUAUUGCCGCAAAAUUAGAAUCGGCUUUUGAUAUUUUUUAACAUUUUAAAAGUUGUAACUAUUUUUUUAACAAUAGAUGUCUUAGUUUGCUUGAACUCGUUUUGAUGUAAUGCUGCGCUUAGUUUUGUGUUUGCAUUUUGAGGAGCUCGGUACUCUGAUGGCUGGUUUAUCCACAGUUCUGGGUCACUUUUUGCAAAUAUACUAAAAUAAAAAUCAUUUCUUAGAAGCUCACACAUAGAAAACAUGUAUCUUUCCGUGCUAUCCUUGCUAAGUGGUUUUUUUUUUUGGUAAUUUGCUCUGUAUGUAUAUGUAGCUCUGGGGAAAUGUUUUAAGCGGCUAUUUUUUUAAUUUUUAAGUUUUUAAAAAAUGUGUUUGCAAUCAACCAAGAACCAAAUUGUUUGGAGAAUGUCAAUCUUUUGUACUGGCUUAAAUGGCCCCCUUUCGGAGUCUCUGUAUCAUACCCCUUUAUUGAGAAUUCUUUGAAAACAUUUUAAAGGCUGAAACGAAUAUUUCAAACGCUGGUGCUUGUUUUUUGGAUUUUACGAAUGCGUUGCACGAAAAGCACAUAUUUUAAAUUAAACUGGACAUAAUAGUGACUUCCAUUUUUGAAAGGGUAGUUUUGUGGUAAACAUUACAAAAAUUGCAACAUGAAAAAUGAACAGUUUGUACCAUAAGAAUGACUUUGAAAUAAAAUGUUGUUUAAUUAAUAAGUCGUUUUUCUCGGAUGCAGCUAAAAGAUUUUUAAAAGGGGUCUUAAAAUUGACGCUGAAAAGGGCAUGCAAAUUUUGAACACUUUUAAAAAUAAAAUUAAAACGUUUCUCCUGAAA